Schistocerca gregaria is the source of this 1809-nucleotide messenger RNA. It is a transcript of the gene caz, whose product is annotated as RNA-binding protein cabeza. The record is from RefSeq and is a predicted model, not a curated record. NCBI's taxonomy places the organism in Eukaryota, Metazoa, Arthropoda, Insecta, Orthoptera, Acrididae. The transcript has 11 exons. The coding region runs from base 89 to 1561 and encodes 490 amino acids. Gene Ontology annotation, cellular component: nucleus. Gene Ontology annotation, biological process: regulation of DNA-templated transcription. Gene Ontology annotation, molecular function: RNA binding; transcription coregulator activity.
UUCCCUUUGCUUCUUCCGGUCAGAGACUAACGAAGUGAAGCCCUUACACUGACGCUUCCCGCCUGUGGAAGGACGCCAUUCUGUAAAGAUGGGUGAUAAUCAAUACGGAGGCUAUGGGGGUGGUGGCUCAUACGGUGGCUACACACAGGCUGCCCCUCCACCUGCUGCAGGUGGAGGUAAUGCUCCAGGCUACCAACCUCCUGGGCAAGGUUACGACCAGGGUGCAUAUGGCAAUCAAGGAUCUUGGGGGGGUGGUGGGGGUGGUGGUGGUGGGGGAGGUGGAGGUGGUGGUCAGCAGCAAGGUUAUGGAAAUUACGGAUCAGGUGGCAGCUAUCCGUCUUAUGACCAAUCAGGGGGAUAUGGUUCAGGACCGGCUUCCCAACCAGGCGGUGGAGGCAGUGGUGGAGGUGGUUACCAGCAAGGUGGCUAUGGUUCACAGCCGCCCCCUUAUGACAGUGCAGGAAGUGGAAGUGGAGGAGGAAGUGGUGGGGGUGUGCAGUAUCCCAAUUACAGCCAGCAGUCCAGUGGUUACAACCAGCCAUCUGGUGGUGGAAGUGGUGGUUAUGGUGGAAGUGGGGGCGGUGGCAGCAGUUACGGAGGUGGAGGUGGAAGUUAUGGAGGAGGCCGUUCGUCUGGUGGUGGUGGUGGUGGCGGCGGCAGUGGUGGUGGAGGUUAUGGUGGUGGUGGCGGCGGUGGCGGCGGCCGUGGAAGCUAUGGCAGUGGCGGCAGGGGUGGUUUUAUCAAAGGCUACGGUGACCGUGGUGAUAUGAUUGUACAAGAGGACACAAUAUUUGUGUCUGGCAUGAGCCCUGCAUUGACAGAGAUUGAUAUAGAGGAACAUUUUGGUUCAAUUGGAGUCAUAAAGAUUGACAGGAAAACUGGGAAGCCAAAAAUAUGGAUGUACAAGGACAAACUCACUGGAAAGUCGAAAGGAGAAGCAACUGUAACCUAUGAUGAUUCAAAUGCUGCUAGAUCAGCCAUAAGCUGGUUUGACGGAAAGGACAUGAAAGGAACCACCAUUAAGGUGCAGAUGGCACAGCACAAAAACAACUAUGCUGGUGGGCGUGGGCGCGGUGGCGGCGGUGGUGGUGGUGGUUCAAGUCGUGGAGGUGGCAUGGAUCGUGGACCACGUGGUGGUGAUGGUGGUGGCGGUGGUGGUUCUCGUGAUGGACCACCACGAGGUGGAGGUGGAGGAGGCUUUGGCCGUGAUGGUGACUGGAAAUGCCCCAACCCUGAUUGUGGGAACACCAACUUCUCAUGGCGCACAGGAUGCAAUCGUUGCCAUCAGCCAAGACCAGAAGGGGUUGGUGGGGGUGAGCCACCAGGAGGCCGAGGUGGUCCUAGAGGUGGAGGUGGUGGAAGAGGUGGUGGCGACUACCGUGGUGGCGGUGGUGGUGGUUUCAGAGGAAGCAGGGGUGGUGGCGACUACCGUGGUGGUGGCGGUAGCCGUGGAAGUUACAGUGGUGGUAGAGGUGGAGGUAUGGAUCGUGGAGGACGUGGAAGAGGUGGACCAAUGAGAGGUGGGGGGGACAGAGGACGUGACCGCCCAAAGCCAUACUGAGGUGCUGCAUGAAACUACAGAUAAUACAGUUCAUAUAAGUUACUUCAAUUGUGUGUGUGUGUCUGUGUAACAAUGUUCAUUUUUUAUUAAAUAUUACUGAGUUGCUAUUCAACUCUUUUACUGUCUUUCAGAGAAAAUUAAGUUGUUGACUCUUAAUUUUUUGACAUUUGUAUUGAUGUAGGGAACCUGUUUCUGUAUCCCCUGAGAAAGGAUGUCUGUGAAUGAAAUAAAUGUGUGAUAUGUCUUUA